UUUAUUCAGAAAUAUCUGGAAAUGCCGUAUUCCGGAAGUACUUUUCAGUGAGGCUUACGAAAAGAUCAUGGCGGUGCCCGGGGAGGAAAACAAUCACAAACAAGGCAAACUGGAAUUUGCUCUUGACGUUCCGUUUCCAUCAACUCGUGAAGCGUCCAUUGCGUUUAAGUCCCUCAUCCCAGACCGCGAGCCUCGGAAAGGAGGCAUCAGUAAGGAGAUCACCGUAUCCGACAGCACACUAUCUGUGAGGUGGAGAGCAGAUGAGACCCGUAUCCUGCGUGUCUCUGUGGGGUCUUUUAUGGACCACCUAACCUUGGUGAUGGAAACCAUGGAAGCUUUUGGUCCCCCUGUCCCUGUGUGACCACACGCCCUGCUCACUGUAUCUGCUUUAGCAAUUAAAUGUCACAGUGACGUGAGAAGGGGGUAAAGACAACCAGAAGGAAAAGUACAUACCCGUACUUUAUGCCGAACUCUCAGUAGACCCAACAAAGGAAUGCUGUCAUACUCAGAAGAGGGGCUUUCAGUCUUCUAUUUAAAUACAGAUGGAUUUACAUUUAAGUCAUUCGGCAUACAUGUUCAUUUUUUCAUUGAAUAGUAUUUUUGUUUUUGUAUUAAUGUGGUUGUAAUGCAGAAUAAAAAUGGCAUUGUCUUAAACAACUACUUUAAUGGCAAGCCCCAUCGCAGCAUACUGAAUGACUUUUUGAGCAGCAAUUCCAAUAAUUGUAAAUAAAAAAAGACCACUGAAAAAUG
Molecule: messenger RNA, 750 nt
Organism: Esox lucius (northern pike)
Lineage: Eukaryota; Metazoa; Chordata; Actinopteri; Esociformes; Esocidae
Product: EKC/KEOPS complex subunit LAGE3
Exons: 3
Coding region: 68-361 (97 amino acids)
Cellular component (GO): EKC/KEOPS complex
Source: RefSeq, a predicted model, not a curated record